GGCCCCGCCUCCGCGCCGCGUUUGAAGUCCGGCUGCCGCGCUCAGCUGCGGACCCCGGGCUUCCUCCCGCGUUUGGGAGCGUCGGAGAGAAGCCGCCGGAGACUCGCAGGCCGCGCCCGGCCCAGAAACGGACAGAGAAAGCCGACAAGGCCGGGGGUGCCUCCCGCUCCGAGCUCCGGAACGCGCGCUGGGACCAUAUCAUUUGCCAGUGAACUUCUGUUGCUGCAAAAUUUUCUGCUAAAAUUCAAGGUAAUGUUUAUCAACUUGCUAAACAGAAAGGCAUUGCCAAAGUAAUCGAUAGAAAGAUCACAUGGUGUAGGAAUUGUUCUUGCCUUCUGAACCAAUGAAUAGAAAGUGGGAAGAAAAACUGAAGCAGAUUGAGGAGCGAGCAUCUCAUUACAAGAGGAAACCACUGUGCUCAGUGUAUAGACCAAGCCUGUCCAGGCCAGAGCAACCACCCUCCAUUUGGAAGCUAUUUCGUCGUCAAACUGAAGCUUUUAAUUUCGUUAAAAGCUGUAAACAGGAUGUUCAUGUAUUUGCUUUGGAAUACAAAAUGGGAGAUGGACAACGUAUUUAUCUUGUAACAACCUAUGCUCAGCUUUGGUUUUACUAUAAAUCCCGAAAAAAUCUCUUGCACUGCUAUGAAGUUAUUCCUGAAAAUGCUGUGUGCAAGCUUUAUUUUGAUUUGGAAUUUAACAAACCUGCCAAUCCAGGAGCUGACGGGAAAAAGAUGGUUGCAUUACUCAUUGAGCAUGUCUGUAGAGCACUUCAGGACUUAUAUAGUGUAAGGUGCUCAGCUGAAGAUGUUUUCAACUUGGAUUCUAGCACUGAUGAAAAAUUUAGCCGCCAUCUGAUAUUUCAGCUCCAUGACGUGGCAUUUAAAGAUAACAUCCAUGUUGGUAAUUUUGUGAGAACAAUUUUGCAGCCUGCUCUUCAGUUAAUUGCCAGUGAAGAUGAUGAUAGCAUUUCAGAGACAGUGGACCAGGGAUUUUCCCACUUUUCUGAAGCACCAACAAAACAAGGGGCUUCAUAUAACAAAAUGUCCCCAGAUAAGGACACAGGAGAGAGCUGGACACUGAAUUCAGAGAAGCCGAGGCGGCUGGGAUCAGCGAAGCAAAGCGAUCCUGAUCUUUCAUUUUUAGUUGUGAAGAAUAAUGUGGGAGAAAAGCAUCUUUUUGUAGAUCUAGGAGUUUAUACAAGAAAUAGGAACUUCUGGCUGUAUAAGUCAUCAAAACUAGGAAAGCAUGUGGCUUUGGAGAUUGCUGAAGAUAACAAAUUCUUUCCUAAACAAUCAAAAACGAUUCCUGAAGAAAACCAGUAUUUCCUCUCUUCUUUUGUAUGCAAUGUCAGAUUCUCAGAUACUUUACGAAUUCUAACAUGUGACACACCUCAGAAUAAAAGAAAGCGAAUGAAGCACUUUAAUAGUACCAGCCCUUCAGUAGGAACCAUCGAAGGUUUUCAGUGUUCACCCUACCCUGAAGUCGAUCAGUUUGUUCUUUCCUUGGUGACUAAAAAUGACAUUAAAGGAGGAAUUAGGCGUUGGAGCUACUUUUUCCCAGAACAGUUGUUGGUUUAUGAUAUUUUCAAAUAUCGCUGGUGUGAGAACAUUGGAAGAGCCCACAAGAGUAAUAACAUCAUGAUUCUGGUUGAUCUGAAAAAUGAAGUUUGGUAUCAAAAAUGUCAUGAUCCUAUAUGUAAAGCAGAAAACUUCAAAACUGACUGUUUGCCAUUACCUGCUGAAGUGUGUCUUUUGUUUCUUUUCAAAGAGGAAGAAGAAUUUACAACAGAUGAAACUAGGAACCAUGAAACCACGAGCCCUCAUAAACCAUCCCCAGGUGCAUCCUCUGACCCUGGCUGGGACAAUGGCAUGGAUGAUGCUUGCUUUUUAGAAGCCACUGAAGAUGCUGAAUUAGCAGAGGCUGCAGAGAGCAGUCUUCUGAGUCACAGUAGUGGAGUGGAUGAGAUUCCUGAUGACCUCAUUAUGGAAGUAUUACAAGAGUAGCCAACUGUGGACAUUACAUAAGCAGCUGUAAUCUGCGAGAUUUGUAACAAAAAAUUAUAUUCAGUCUGUCAAAUGUUACUUGGAAAAUAAUGUAAGUAAAUCAAUUUUAUUGGAAAUUAACUGUAGUAUUUAGUCUAUGUUCAUUGUCUUAAUUUUACAGGUUAAAACAUACAUGUUUGGGGCUGAUUCAGAUAGGGUUUCAACAUUUUUAAAUUACUCAAGACAUUAUCCUAAAAGGAUCAUGGCCUCUAAAACUAUUAAUCAGUACUAAAUCCUGGGGACUGGACCCUACUUGUUUUCAGAGGCCGCAGGGGAGUAAGUUGGCACAUUUCAGUACGGCUGUCUCCUCAGUGCUG
This is a messenger RNA of Oryctolagus cuniculus (rabbit), 2358 nucleotides long. The record is from RefSeq and is a predicted model, not a curated record. NCBI's taxonomy places the organism in Eukaryota, Metazoa, Chordata, Mammalia, Lagomorpha, Leporidae.